GAGAGUAUUUGUUCCAAAAUAGCACCAUCACCCCGCUUUGAAAAAAUGGCCAAACGCAACAAAUCACUGGUCCGUUAUUACCGCCUCUGCCGAUUCAUAUGUACAGACUCUCGAUCAGCGAAGCUUGAGCGAGAGCGGUAUGAACAAGUAAAAAAGCUAACAAUUCUUAUCGGACAGAACCAAACAGAACCAGCUAAAAGGCAGCUUCGAUCUCUUGUCAUAUCAAACUCUCUUUUCAGUUCAUCCUCUGAUCUUUACACUCUGUUUUCAACCGUCCCGCCCAGUUUAAAAUUUACUCUCUCUAAUUUACUUUUAACCGUCUGUGCUGAAGCUAAAUUACCCAUUGAAGCUACUGAUGUAUACAUGUUAAUAAGAAGAGAUGAUAUGUUUCCUUCUGUUGCAGCGUUUAAUUUGUUUCUAGAGUGUUUAGUAUCAUCUCGUCAGUAUAGUAAAACCCUAGAGAUUUUUAACCAGCUUGUUGAUUUAGGUGUGAAUGUUGAUGAGUUCACUUAUGCUAAGGCUGUGCAGUCAGCGGUAAAAUCGGGUGAUUUGAGACGGGGGUUUGAAUUGAUGAAGUGUAUGAGGAGUAGUGGUGUGAGUAUUAGUGGGUUUGUGUAUAAUGUUAUGAUUGGUGGGUUGUGUAAAGAGAGGAGAGUUGAGGAGGCUCGGAAGGUGUUUGAUGAAAUGGUUGAGAGAGGGGUGGUGGGGAAUUGUGUUUGUUAUAAUUCUUUGAUUGAUGGGUAUUGUAAGGUGGGGGAUUUGGAAGCAGCUUUUGGUAUUUUUGAGAGGAUGAAGUUUGAUAAUGUAAGACCGAGUAUUAUUACGUUUAAUUCACUGGUUGGUGGUCUUUGUCGGGGGAAGAGGAUGGUGGAGGCGAAGAACAUGGUUGCGAAAAUGAGGUGUUGUGGGUUUGUUCCCGAUGGAUAUACUUAUAGUAUACUGUUUGAUGGGCAUUUGAGAUGCGGUGAUGCAAAUGCUGCAUUAGAUUUGUAUGAUGAAACAGUGAGGGAAGGUGUUCGACUUAAUAGUUAUACUUGCAGUGUUUUGUUGAAUGUCUUGUGCAAGGGAGGAAAGGUGGAUAAAGCGGAGGAGAUUUUACAUGGGUUGUUGGAUAACGGGGUUGUUCCGACGGAGGUGAUAUUUAAUACAAUCUUGGAUGGGUAUUGUAGGGUUGGUGACAUUGUAAAGUCGAUCUCUGUUUUUGAGAAGAUGGAGUACUAUGGUUUAAAUCUGAGCUGUAUAACUUUUAACACACUGAUUAAUAAAUUUUGUGACUUGGGUGAUAUGGACAAGGCAGAGAUAUGGUUAAAGAAAAUGGUUCAGAAGGGCCCUCCUCCAGAUGUGCAGACAUACAACAUCCUAAUAGAAGGUUAUGGCAGAAUUGGCGAUUUUAAUAAAUGUUUCCAAAUACUUGAAGAAAUGGAAGGCAGAGGGUUAAAUCCUAAUGUAGUUAGCUAUGGUUCUCUAGUUAAAUCUUUAUGCGACGGUGGAAGGCUACUUGAAGCUGAACUAAUGCGCGGGGACAUGGUUACUAGAGGGGUUAUGCCCAAUGCACAUAUAUAUAAUAUGCUCAUAGAUGGAUACUGCGAGGUUGGAACGAUGAAACAUGCUUUUAGGUGCUUUGAUGAGAUGUUUGAAGUAAACAUAGUUCCCACGGUUGUAACAUACAAUGCACUUAUAAAUGGACUCUGCAAGGUUGGCAAAGUAGUUGAAGCUGAAGAAAUGAUUCGUCAAAUUACGGAUGCAGGUUUAAGACCUGACGUGAUCACAUACAAUACCCUAAUUUCAGGUUUUGCAAAGACUGGAAACACCCUCAAUUGUUUAAAGUUGUACAAUGAUAUGAAAACUUGUGGGAUCACACCUACACUGAAUACGUAUCAUCCUCUGAUUAGUGUGUGCAAGGACUGUAUGGUAACAGUAGAGAAACUCAUUCAAGAAUUAUCAGAGAAUAAAUUGACUCCUGAUCGAGUCACAUAUAAUGAACUCAUUCGUUGUUAUUCUGAGCAGGGAAAUGUUGAGAAAUCACUUGCCUUGCAUCAUGAGAUGGUGUGUCGGAGAAUUUCUCCUGAUUUGAUGACGUACAAUAGCUUGAUUAUUGGGCAGUUAAAGGACGGAAAAACCCAGGAAGCCAAAGAGCUUGUAAAUGAUAUGCAAACCAGAGGAUUGUUUCCAAAAGCUAUUACUUAUACUACACUUAUCGAGGGGCACUGUAAACUUGAGGAUUAUCUCGGAGCAUAUGCUUGGUACACAGAAAUGUUUGGAAAAGGAUUUCUCCCUAGUGUUGGCACCUGUAAGGAGCUUAUUGCUGGCUUAAUAAAGGAGGGAAGAAGGGAAGAGGCCAGUUUUAUUUACUCAGAUAUGAGCAGUGUUAAAGGAUUAGAUAAUUGGAGUCCUGAUGACUAUGGGGGUCUUUCUGCUGUUACCAAAAUGCAGUGAAAUAUAUCCUCAGCUGUUACUAAAAAGGGUGAAGAUUACAGCUUCGCCACUUAUAUACAUACGGAGUAUAUUAUUUUUGAUUCCUUUUCUCAAUUAGAGUCGGAAGUUGUAGCUUGUAUAUGCUUUUAAAUUUGUUUAUAUCAAAUUUUAUGUGCAGCCAGCACUAUCAUUCUUUUACCAUGUAUCACAUUUAAGAUGUGAAUAACACAUAAUAUUAAAAGAAAUCAAACUAGUUGAAUUAGAGUGAGAAGGUGAAAUAUUCUAAAUUGUUGUGCUUUCACUUGUUAAUUUAUUUUUAACUGUGCAAGAUGGCAGUUUGAGAAAUCUGGAGCAUGACUACCCUAGCUUCAGGGAGCCUUAUCACAAUUGUUCAUCACCAGCCAGCCACACAAUCGUCCUCCCCUUUUGAGAUUCAUAUUCACAUCCCUCAGGUGCACAGAAGAACUCAAGCCACAUAAAUUAGAAACAAUCAAUACACAAUAUCUACCAUUUCUUACAAUGACUUCAUUAGAUGAUUGCUUGAGAUGAGUUUUGGUUGAGAAAUUUCUUCAAGUAAUUAGCAGGAAACGUCAAGUAAGUGACAUUAGGGACAAAGCGAGUUCUUACCUAGUACAAAUAACCGCGACAAACUGAGAUAUGUCUUAAACAGUUAACAUAUAAUCUCUGAGCCCGAGAUUGAUAUUGAGAUAUGUUUAACAAGCAACAACACAUAACAAGUGGUAUUUAAGCCACUAUGUUUAACAAGCAACAACACAUAACAAGUGGUAUUUAAGCCAAUAAAAAGGAGUAAAUAAGUGAUUUCAAUAAUUACUAAAACAAAAGAAGAAGAAGCAGAUAUCGACAUCCUAGAACUUCAAAUCAUACACAAAGUAGGAAUUGAAACAUGAACAAGUAUAUGAAGCAGCCAUUGUCUAGGAGUUAAUUUAUUAAACUCAAUGUCGAAAACUCAGAUUAUUCGGAAACAGAGAAGACUGGUACAAUCUCAGCAUCUGAAACAAAGCUAGUUCAUAUUCAUAACUUAACUAAAAUAAAACAAACAAAAAAAAAGAA
Molecule: messenger RNA, 3486 nt
Organism: Daucus carota subsp. sativus
Lineage: Eukaryota; Viridiplantae; Streptophyta; Magnoliopsida; Apiales; Apiaceae
Product: pentatricopeptide repeat-containing protein At5g12100, mitochondrial
Exons: 1
Coding region: 46-2436 (796 amino acids)
Molecular function (GO): protein binding
Source: RefSeq, a predicted model, not a curated record